AUGUCUGAUAAUUCUGAAAGAGAAAGUCAAAGCUCCCCAAGUCCCCAUGCCUUCAGUGGGGAAGAGUUUGAGAGUGGUAGCCCUAAUGAAGACUUGGGUACUGAUGGGGAAAGUACUGAGUCUGAACGUGUGGUGGAAGGGCUGAUAAUGGAGGGAAAUAGGGUUGGGGGAGAAGAGCAGUCAAGGAGUUCUGGGGGGGAAGCUUAUAGGGAGAUGCAAAGGAACUAUGUGGCCCUAGAAGCUUGUGCAAACCGGGUGUUGGGGAUAACCCAGGCACCAGAGGCUAGUGGAAGUGGGCGGGCUGGGCCGUCGGGGUGUGGGACGGUGGUAGUAGCAUCCGCUGAUGUGGGUAUCCCAAUAGGGGUUCCACUACCGAAGAAAAAUAUGAUGAGUUUGUAUGAUCUAGAGUCACUGAAGGCAGACUAUGCGAUACCUGAUUGUGUGGGGCUGAGGUUGCCCAUACCUACCGAAGCGGCUAGAUACCCUCCCGAGGGUUGCGUUAUGGUGUUCUCAGCCAUGUACAAACAUGGGUUGAGGUUACCAUUGCAUCCUUGGGUGCAAAUGAUGCUCUCUAGACUGGGCUAUGCCCCUGGGCAGUAUAACCCCAACUUCUGGUGUAUACUGCACGGGGUGUACAUAGCGUGGUGGUUGGCGAAACGAGGGGAGCCCACCUUUGAGCAGUUCAUGCAUCUGUACUCAGUGUCCAGGCAACAGGGCAACUUUGGCUGGGUGCAGGUCAACUGCCGAAAGGCGAAGGAGAGAGGAUACUUUAUAGGGCAACCACCAUCGUCGCAGAAGACGUGGCGAAAUCGAUGGUUCUUUGCCUUUGGUGAUUGGGAGUGCUGGCCUGGGACGACUGUCAGCAAACAUGUGGUGGUGGAUCCAGAGGAGAGGCAGCGAAAGUUGCAAGAGAGAAGGGAGAAGGAUAGGGCCAAUAGGGCCAAGAAGCAGGCAAAGGGGGCGCCCAGUACCGCCGAGGGGACAGCAGCCCGGGCUGCUGGGAAGCGGCCUCGGACGGAGGAGGAUGAGCGGUUGGAGGAGCUGGAGAAGAAGAGGAGGGGACUUGAGUCCUCAAUCCAUGACGUCAUGGGUGGGACAGUGCUGCCGCCGUUUGACCUAGAUCCCCCACCCAGGCUGCCGCUCGAGAUGGAGGAGCUAUUCCCUGCAGGUACCGAGGAUAUAGACUUUGCCUCGGUUCGACGGGAGGCGAAGGAGGUAACCCUGGCCAUGCAUCGCCAGGAAGUGCCUCUUGUCAACGCCUUCCUGACUGGGGUAAAGAUUGAUGCGGGGGAGCUCGCUCGGACCAAGGCCACGGACUUCUCCGAUCGGGUGCAGAAGACGGUGCUCUCUGCCGCCAAUGCCUUUGGGGAUAUGUACCUUACCCUAGCCAGGGCAGAGAGAGAGGUGAACCUGGCUAGACGCCAUUCCGAGACAGCCAAGGCUGCUACCGCCGAGGCUCAGGCUGCCCUCCGGGAGAGGAAUGCGCUGCAGCUGAAGGUGGGGAGGUUGGAGCGGGAGCUGAAGGAGACGACUCGGCGGCUGGAGGCGGUGGAGGAGGCUAGGCUCGAGUCUGAGAGGAGGAGGACCGAGGAGCUGAGCAUGGCUCGUGCCGAGGCUGUGGAGGAGUAUCAGGGCUCAGACAGGUUCAAGAGCCUUGUGCUGGACGCGAUGGUCGAGGAGCAGUAUGGGUGGGAGAAACUGGUUGCGAGGUUUAAUCCAGGGUUGGAUAUAAACUUCGACACCAGUGGUGUUCCUCCUCCCAUUCCUUCCGGUCGGGAGUCAUUGUUUGCGGCCACACCAUCUGCCGAGGCCACGAGUCCUUCGGAGGCUGAGACGCGGGGAGGUGCCGAUGCUAGCGGAGGGGAGUCGACCGUGGAUCCUGACACAGCUGCCGAGGAUGAGGCGGACGACCAUGCUGAUGCCUGA
Molecule: messenger RNA, 1926 nt
Organism: Prunus armeniaca (apricot)
Lineage: Eukaryota; Viridiplantae; Streptophyta; Magnoliopsida; Rosales; Rosaceae
Source: the annotation of a GenBank genome assembly